Arachis stenosperma is the source of this 1589-nucleotide messenger RNA. RefSeq lists its product as uncharacterized. The transcript has 2 exons. Bases 19 to 1128 code for a protein of 369 amino acids. NCBI's taxonomy places the organism in Eukaryota, Viridiplantae, Streptophyta, Magnoliopsida, Fabales, Fabaceae. The record is from RefSeq and is a predicted model, not a curated record.
AAACACAAACUUCUCAGAAUGUUUGACCCUAGACACCUUAAAAGUGCCAAGUUACUUUUAUCCUCUCUGUUCAUAUUCUCUGCCAUAAUUUUUGUUAUCCAUGCAUAUAGUAUCAUCUACCAUGAUUUCCUACACUCUGCUACAUAUAAAGAACCUUCAGAGAAUUUGCAAGCUCAUAGUCACAGAUUCAAAGAGCAAAUAAGAUCAACACUUUCUAAUCUGCCUUUACACUCCAUUCAAGAAGAGAAUGAUAGAAUUCAAUCUGGAAAUCAGAAUGACUUGGUUGCUCCACUCGGUGUGACAGAAUUAGAGAGAAUAGCUUGGUUUCGGAAAAACCUGCACAAGUUUGAUAUUCUCAAGUCAAACAACUCGACCCGAAGAUUUCACAGCAGAGUUCUAGAAUUCUUCAGCCGUGAAUGCGAGGCUCAGUUUUUCAUGACUUGGAUUUCGCCGGCAGGCUCGUUUGGUGUAAGAGAAUUGAUGUCCGUGGAAAGUGUUUUUAAGGUUCAUCCCGGCGCAUGCCUUGUAAUUCUGUCGAGAACUUUGGAGACCACGCACGGCUACACAGUGCUGAAACCGUUGCUUGACAGUAGGUUCAAGGUUCAGGUCGUGACCCCAGACUUGCCUUUUCUGUUCAAAGGGACACCGGCCGAAGCUUGGUUUCGUGAGUUAAUAAAAGGAGCACAAAGCAUGGAUUUAAGAUCUAAGCAUUGGACUAGAUUAAAUAAUGCUGUUCUGAUUUUCGAUAUGAAACAUCCACUUCUUCACGAAUUCAUUAGUGAAUUUGCAUUGACUUUUGAUGGAAACAAAUGGGGGCAUAAUGGUCCAUACCUGGUUUCUAGAGUGAUCAAGAGGCUGCUGAAAAGACCUGGUUUCAUAUUUAAGAUCUUGCCACCUAUGGCUUUCUAUCCAGCUGAUUGGAAUAAGAUAAGGGGGUUUCUCAGGAAGCCGAAAACUCAAACUGAAUCGAAAUGGGUAGAAGCCAAAGUGCUUCAGCUCCGUGCGGAGACUUAUGGGAUUCAUCUAUGGAACAAGCAAAGCAGAAGAUUGACAAUAGAAGAUGGAAGUGUCAUAGGAAAACUUGCAUUAAAUCAUUGUAUCAUUUGCAACCAUAUAUUUAGUUCUUAGAUAACAGUUCUUGAAAAAAGAAAAAAAUGGUGGAGAAGGAAUUCUAUUGUGAAUACCAGUUUUUCAUUAUUUCCCUAUCUAUAGGAAACACUAUGAUACGAUUGUAAAAGAAAUGCAGUUAUGGUUAUACAAAGCAAAAGGUAUUCUCUAGCAAUACAAGUCUAAACCAUAGUCUGAAUCUAAACCUUUCACAUCUUUACAAACCAAAUCCUUCUCUAUCAAUCCGAGCUAAUUGGCUGACCAAUAUAGUUUGAUUAAUUCCAGGGAUUCUAGGAUUAAGGUCUGUAAUAACUCUCACAAUCCGACAGAUAUGAUAUUAAUUAUACACGAGUCACUAUAAAAUACAGGUGCUAGACUAGUAUGCUCCAUUUCAAGUAAUCUCCACCGGGAUAUGCUUCCCCCUUUCAUACGCUACACCAAAUUUCUAUGUUCAUGAGCUAGGAGGUUUUUCUAGAAAAAAG